Molecule: messenger RNA, 5634 nt
Organism: Phyllostomus discolor (pale spear-nosed bat)
Lineage: Eukaryota; Metazoa; Chordata; Mammalia; Chiroptera; Phyllostomidae
Gene: ATP8B2
Product: ATPase phospholipid transporting 8B2
Exons: 28
Coding region: 265-3885 (1206 amino acids)
Biological process (GO): Golgi organization; phospholipid translocation
Cellular component (GO): plasma membrane
Molecular function (GO): magnesium ion binding; ATP binding; ATP hydrolysis activity
Source: RefSeq, a predicted model, not a curated record
GGUCUCCCAUGGGAUUGCUGGGACCUUGCUGGGUGAGAUGGCAUUGUGUGCAAAAAAGCGCCCCCCAGUUGACAGCGUGGCGUCCCCGGGUGAGGGAGGCCGAGAGAAUGGCCGGGGCGGCAGGUGGGGUGCGCGCCCGACGGCCCGAGCUCCCCUCUGAGUGGCCACAGCUCCUGCGCCUUCCCGGGGGGCCGCCCCAUCGGCGCGGCUGAGCCCAAGGACCGACCGACAAACAGGCCGCCCUUCCCCGCUCUAACCGGGAUCAUGACGGUCCCCAAGGAGAUGCCAGAGAAGUGGGCCCGGGCCGGGGCGCCCCCCUCCUGGAGCCGAAAGAAGCCCUCUUGGGGGACAGAAGAAGAAAGGAGGGCGCGGGCCAACGACCGAGAGUACAAUGAGAAAUUCCAGUAUGCGAGUAACUGCAUCAAGACCUCCAAGUACAAUAUUCUCACCUUCCUGCCUGUCAACCUCUUUGAGCAGUUCCAGGAAGUUGCCAAUACCUACUUCCUGUUCCUUCUCAUUCUGCAGUUGAUCCCCCAGAUAUCGUCCCUGUCCUGGUUCACCACCAUCGUGCCUUUGGUUCUUGUCCUCACCAUCACAGCUGUUAAAGAUGCCACUGAUGACUAUUUCCGCCACAAGAGUGAUAACCAGGUGAAUAACCGUCAGUCUCAGGUGCUGAUCAAUGGAAUCCUCCAGCAGGAGCAGUGGAUGAACGUCUGUGUCGGUGACAUCAUCAAGCUAGAAAACAAUCAGUUCGUGGCGGCGGAUCUCCUCCUCCUUUCCAGCAGUGAGCCUCAUGGGCUGUGUUACAUAGAGACAGCAGAGCUCGAUGGAGAGACCAACAUGAAAGUGCGUCAGGCGAUUCCAGUCACCUCGGAGCUGGGAGACAUCAGUCAACUUGCCAAGUUUGACGGUGAAGUGAUCUGCGAACCUCCCAACAACAAGCUGGACAAGUUCAGUGGAACUCUCUACUGGAAGGAGAACAAGUUCCCCCUGAGCAACCAGAACAUGCUGCUGCGGGGCUGUGUGCUGCGAAACACCGAGUGGUGCUUCGGGCUGGUCAUCUUCGCAGGUCCCGACACUAAGCUGAUGCAGAACAGCGGCAGAACAAAAUUCAAGAGAACUAGUAUUGAUCGCCUAAUGAAUACCCUGGUGCUCUGGAUUUUUGGAUUUCUGGUCUGCAUGGGGGUGAUCCUGGCCAUCGGCAAUGCCAUUUGGGAGCACGAGGUCGGGAUGCGCUUCCAGGUCUACCUGCCCUGGGAUGAGGCGGUGGACAGUGCCUUUUUCUCUGGCUUCCUCUCCUUCUGGUCCUACAUCAUCAUCCUCAACACCGUUGUGCCCAUAUCACUGUAUGUCAGUGUGGAGGUCAUUCGCCUGGGCCACAGCUACUUCAUCAACUGGGACAAGAAGAUGUUCUGCAUGAAGAAGCGGACACCUGCGGAGGCCCGCACCACCACCCUGAACGAGGAGCUGGGCCAGGUGGAGUACAUCUUCUCCGACAAGACGGGCACCCUGACCCAGAACAUCAUGGUCUUCAGCAAGUGCUCCAUCAACGGCCGCAGCUAUGGUGACGUGUUUGAUGUGCUGGAACACAGAGCUGAGUUGGGAGAGCUGCCACAGAGGCCUGAACCCGUCGACUUCUCCUUCAAUCCUUUGGCCGACAAGAAGUUUUUAUUUUGGGACCCCACCCUCUUGGAGGCUGUCAAGAUGGGGGACCCCUACAUACACGAAUUCUUCCGCCUCCUCUCCCUGUGUCACACCGUCAUGUCAGAGGAGAAGAAUGAAGGGGAGCUGUACUACAAGGCCCAGUCCCCAGACGAGGGAGCCCUGGUCACUGCAGCCAGAAACUUUGGUUUUGUGUUCCGCUCUCGUACCCCAAAGACCAUCACUGUCCACGAGAUGGGCACAGCCAUCACCUAUCAGCUGCUGGCCAUCCUGGACUUCAACAAUAUCCGAAAGCGGAUGUCAGUUAUAGUGCGGAACCCAGAGGGCAAGAUCCGACUCUACUGCAAAGGGGCUGACACGAUCCUGCUGGACCGACUGCAUCACUCCACCCACGAGCUGCUCAACGCCACCAUCGACCACCUGAAUGAAUAUUCAGGGGAAGGGCUGAGGACCCUGGUCCUCGCCUACAAGGACCUGGAUGAGGAGUACUAUGAGGAGUGGGCCGAUAGACGACUCCAAGCCAGCCUGGCCCGGGACAGCUGGGAGGACAGGCUAGCCAGCGUGUACGAGGAAAUUGAAAGCGACAUGAUGUUGCUGGGAGCAACGGCCAUUGAGGACAAGCUUCAGCAAGGGGUGCCAGAGACCAUCGCUCUCCUAACGCUGGCCAACAUCAAGAUCUGGGUGCUAACCGGAGACAAACAAGAAACAGCUGUGAACAUUGGCUAUUCCUGCAAGAUGCUGACGGAUGACAUGUCAGAGGUGUUUGUCGUCACCGGUCACACCGUGCUAGAAGUGCGGGAGGAGCUCAGGAAAGCCCGGGAGAAGAUGAUGGACCCGUCCCGCUCCGUGGGCAAUGGCUUCGCUUACCAUGAGAAAACGUCUGUGCUGGAAGCCGUCGCUGGGGAAUACGCUCUCGUCAUCAAUGGGCACAGCCUGGCCCACGCGUUAGAGGCAGACAUGGAGUUGGAGUUUCUGGAGACGGCCUGUGCCUGCAAAGCUGUCAUCUGCUGCCGAGUGACCCCGUUGCAGAAGGCACAAGUGGUGGAACUGGUUAAGAAGUACAAGAAGGCUGUGACCCUUGCCAUUGGGGACGGAGCCAACGACGUCAGCAUGAUCAAAACGGCUCACAUUGGUGUGGGCAUCAGCGGGCAAGAAGGGAUCCAGGCUGUCCUGGCCUCGGAUUAUUCCUUCUCCCAGUUCAAGUUCCUGCAGCGCCUCCUGCUGGUGCAUGGGCGCUGGUCCUACCUGCGCAUGUGCAAGUUCCUCUGCUAUUUCUUCUACAAGAACUUUGCGUUCACCAUGGUCCACUUCUGGUUUGGCUUCUUCUGCGGCUUCUCGGCCCAGACUGUCUAUGACCAAUAUUUCAUCACUCUUUACAACAUCGUAUAUACCUCCCUCCCGGUCCUGGCUAUGGGGGUCUUCGAUCAGGACGUCCCUGAGCAGCGGAGCAUGGAGUACCCUAAGCUGUAUGAGCCAGGCCAGCUGAACCUCCUCUUCAACAAGCGGGAAUUCUUCAUCUGCAUCGCCCAGGGCAUCUACACCUCUGUUCUCAUGUUCUUUAUCCCCUAUGGGGUGUUUGCCGAGGCCACCCGGGACGACGGAACCCAGCUGGCCGACUACCAGUCCUUUGCAGUCACUGUGGCCACUUCGCUGGUCAUUGUGGUCAGCGUGCAGAUUGGGCUGGACACGGGCUACUGGACGGCCAUCAACCACUUCUUCAUCUGGGGCAGCCUGGCUGUUUACUUCGCCAUUCUCUUUGCCAUGCACAGCAAUGGGCUUUUUGACAUGUUUCCCAACCAGUUCCGGUUUGUGGGUAACGCGCAGAACACGCUGGCCCAGCCCGCCGUGUGGCUGACCAUCGCGCUCACCACAGUCAUCUGCAUCAUGCCGGUGGUCGCUUUCCGAUUCCUCAAGCUGAACCUGAAGCCCGACCUCUCCGACACGGUCCGCUACACCCAGCUGGUGAGGAAGAAGCAGAAGGCCCAGCACCGCUGCAUGCGGCGGGUGGGUCGCACGGGAUCCCGGCGCUCCGGCUACGCCUUCUCCCACCAGGAAGGCUUCGGGGAGCUCAUCAUGUCUGGCAAAAACAUGCGGCUCAGCUCCCUGGCGCUCUCCAGCUUCACCACCCGCUCCAGCUCCAGCUGGAUCGAGAGCCUGCGCAGAAAGAAGAGUGACAGCGCCAGCAGCCCCAGCGGAGGCGCCGACAAGCCCCUCAAGGGCUGAAGGCCAGAAGUGGGCCGUGCCGGGGAUCAGGCACACAGGGCAGGCCAGCUGCCGGGGGGACCGUGUCCGAGAGCCGCCGGUCCUCCUUCCUUGCCUCUCCCUGGUAGGCUCUGUCCUGCUGGUCCCACCAGAAAUGUCUGGGCCCCCCCCCCCAGUACGGGGGCUUCCCACUAGCUAGAAGGGGGAGGGGGUAGACCUCAAGGGCAGAGUAGGGACUGGGCCAUCUGGAACCAGCCCCAGUGUGGGACCAGACGUGGAGCCAGAAACAAAAAAAACUGUGAGAGGUUGGUCUGCCCCCACCUUGCCUGUGAACCCACAGGGAGACGAGAGUCUCUGUAUUUUUUUAUUCCCACCCCCAGAGGGGUGCAGAGCCCCCGCUCCUGAAUCACACAAGAAUGUACCAUGCCGGGAAGCCAGAGACCUGGCGGGGCCUCGGGCCCCUCACGUCGUGUGUGUCUCUCCUUGAUUUGUGUCUGUGUCUAGCUCAGUUUUGUCUUUUUUGUUUGGCAAGUGGCAGAGGCCUCCAGUGACUUUCGUGUUGUGGUUGGCGUCUUCACUCUCUGGGGGAGGAGGAGUCCCGCACUGACGGGCGCCCCGGCCUGGCCUGGCUCGCGUGGAAGGGGCGGGCGGAGCCGCGGUUCUCAGCUGUCCCUCCGUGGCUGGAACCCCGAGGGCCUGAGCUGAUGGGGCGGGGCGCCCGUCAGUCAGCCGGAGGGUGUUGGCAGAGCAGAGGAGGGUUUGGUCCUGCCUUCUUCCUCACCCUGGGAGCAAAGAGCUUCUCCCUCCCGCAACACACGCAUCGACUCCUGGGCUCCGUGGGUCCCGCUGGUUUGGGGCUGGAGCCCGGGAAAGGGGUCCUGUCACCCUCGGAGCCAAAAGCUGGGUGUGAAGUUUAGUCCUAAAGAAAAGAUUUUGUUUCAUUUUAAAUUUUGACCCACGCCCAUUAACAGAGUCCCUUUUGACUUCCCUUCUGCCUCCUCGUCUGGCAUUUCCUGCACCUAUACCCGAGGACCUGAAGCGGGCCUGAAAGGGGAAGCUGGGCACCCUGAGGUGGUCCUGAAAGGGGAAGCUGGCCUCUGCUGCUUCCGUCUGGUGAACGAGAGGUCCCGCCCACCGGGCGCAGCAUCUGGUGGGAGCUGGUAGAGUCCCUGUGCCGGCUGGUGGAGGUUCUGCUCGGGGCCCGCCUGGUCCGGACAGGAUUGGUUGGAGCCUCGGGCCCCUCUUCCUCCUCUCCAUUGUCCUCACCUAGGGAGCUCUUCCCCAAAUUAGGUGUUUCCCAAGUUCAUUGCUACCAAAUCAGUCUUGGGAAGAAUCCUUUCCUCGUCUUUGGUAGUGGAGGGGGUCCUCAGGAAUGGUGGGGAGCUCGGAGACCUUGAACGUUCUGUUAUGUGGGAGCGCCAGGAACUGCAGGUGUGCUCCGGCGAGGCAGGGUGGGGCCUCAGGUGGGGGGGGCCUGGCAGGGAAACCCCGUGUGGCCACAGUUUACAAACCCAACAUCAUGUCUGUUUGUGUGUCUCAAGGUGAGAGUCUGAUUUUUAUACCAAAGAGGAAAUGAUUUUUUUCAUAUUUGGUUUGUCUAUUAUAUAAAUAUAAAUCUAUAUAUAUAUACAGUUAUAUAUAUUAUUUUUUUGGUUCUCUCUCGUUUUUCAGGGAGGGAGGAAAGUACCAAGUUGCAUUGAGCUGUAAUUAAGGAACAUUCUGUAUAAUUUAUGACACAUUUCUAUACUUGCAAAAAUUAUAUCAUUUUAU